AAAGUAGAAAUCUCAACUCUCAAUGUCCAAAUAAGAGAUUCUAUGGUGUUCAUUCCAUCUUUCCCCCAUUUAGUUACCAAUUUUGUACGCGGCUUCGUCUCCUCACGCGCCGCCGUUCCCAACCCGCCCACACUCUCCCACCUUUUUUGCUUUUCUAUCUUUCCGCUUUCCCAUCCUCUGUUUCUCUGGCCCCCUUCUUUUCCCCUCUCUCUCUCUUUCCGACUGCCGCCGGCUCCUUCAGCCCGCUCUUCUUCUGCUCCAUCGCUUCCAUUCUGUUAAACUCUUCACAGAGAUCUGAAAACGAUUAAAAGAGGUAGAGGAGAGAGUGCAAGGGGGAGCGGGUUGUUGGUUCCUUUAUGAAUCCUCAGCUUCUGAUGAUUGUUACAACUGAUAAAGCAUCACUAGCAGCAGCAGGAAGAAGCAGAAGAUGGGCGGAGUCACCUCGUCAAUUGCCGCGAAAUUCGCUUUCUUUCCUCCGACUCCGCCGUCGUACACAGUGGUAGCUGGAGAUUCUACCGGCGGCGGCAAGCUGUAUAUGCCAGAGCUGCCGAGGAGGGAUGACGUGGAUGUACUGAAGCUGCACACUAGGCGAGGAAACGAAAUCGUGGCCGUCCAUAUCAAGCAUCCCAGGGCUUCGGCUACUCUGCUGUAUUCCCAUGGGAAUGCCGCUGAUUUGGGUCAGAUGUACGAGCUCUUCGUCGAGCUCAGCAAUCGGCUUCGGGUUAACCUCAUGGGCUAUGAUUACUCUGGCUAUGGGCGGUCAAGUGGAAAGCCAACCGAAUACAAUACGUAUGCGGACAUAGAUGCGGCCUAUAAUUGCUUAAGAGAGCAGUAUGGGGUCAGAGAAGAAGACCUGAUAUUGUAUGGUCAGUCUGUUGGUAGUGGACCCACAGUCGAUCUUGCUUCCCGUUUGCCCAAUAUAAGAGGUGUGGUUCUUCACAGUCCACUUCUUUCUGGCAUGAGGGUGCUAUACCCAGUCAAAAGAACUUACUGGUUUGACAUCUACAAGAACAUUGACAAAAUCGGUUUGGUGAAGUGCCCUGUCCUGAUAAUCCAUGAUAAGCUGACUCUUGGAGACAAAUCUUGGAAGUCUAAGGGAACAGCAGAUGAAGUUGUGGAUUGCUCUCACGGAAGACAGUUGUGGGAUCUCUGCAAGAACAAAUAUGAACCUCUAUGGAUAAGUGGAGGGGGCCACUGCAACCUCGAGAUAUAUCCGGAAUUCAUAAAGCAUCUCAAGAAGUUUGUAGUGUCACUGGGGAAAUCUGCAAAAGCAGCAGUGGCUGCUGCAGCAAAUGCAGGUCCCGAAAAGACGAUGGCAUCAGAGUCAGGGAAUAAGAAAAAAGAUAAGACGUCGGUAUCAUCAGAGGCAGAGAAUAAGAAUAAAACAGCACCGGAGCCCCCUGGAGCCGCAGAAGAUACUUUCGAAUUGGUGGCAGAGCUUCCACCACCACCUCAAAUGUCAAGAAACAGUUUAGACAGUCGGCUGGAGAAGUCCAAGAAGUCAAAUAAGCACGAGAAGUCUCGAAUGAGCACUGACCGGGUUGAUAGAUUUAUUAGAAGAAAACGAGGCUUGGUCUGGUGACUCAAGAGCUACACCAUAAGGGAAAGAGACAGGGAGCUUCGUCAUCAACGAAACUUGCAUUAUGCUGCUUGUGUAGCUCUGUGGUCACUUGUGAUAUUGUAAUGUGCAAGGUUUAUGUCUACCUAGAUUGAGACAUGUAAUCUUAUCUGAUUUUUACCUUUCACGUAAGCUUAACAAUAAUGAAUGUAGAAAAUUUGGGAGUGAUGACAGAGUGAGUGAAUGGUAAGUUGAGAUAAAAAAAAGAAACAUGAAUCAUCUCUGCAUACUCUGGUGUCUAUUUGCUGUAGAACACUUCCUCUAAUUCAGAUGUGUUGGAAUUUGUAUAUCAUUCAGAGCUUUAUCUUUUAUUUUACCCACGC
Molecule: messenger RNA, 1941 nt
Organism: Linum tenue
Lineage: Eukaryota; Viridiplantae; Streptophyta; Magnoliopsida; Malpighiales; Linaceae
Source: the annotation of a GenBank genome assembly